CAUUAAAGAAAAUCUUAAAAUGUUUAAAAAACUUGGUGUUUUUGUAUGCCAAGCUAUUAAGACUAUUCUUAUCGUGCAAGACAAUCAUAAAGAUACACAAAAUGCUAUUAGAAAGUGUGAUGAAUAUAUGAUUGAUCUGGAAAUUCUAACCAAACUUG
Molecule: messenger RNA, 158 nt
Organism: Racocetra fulgida
Lineage: Eukaryota; Fungi; Glomeromycota; Glomeromycetes; Diversisporales; Gigasporaceae
Source: the annotation of a GenBank genome assembly